CGCAGAUAUAUAUACAACGUCAAGCAGUCGAGGACAUCUUAGAUAUUGCUGCAAUUAGAAUGUAAAAUAUUGAUAGUAGUAGUCAUUUCUAGACUGAUUGUCGAAAAUUUUGUUUGCACACGUAAAAAUGACUUAUUUUUCCAUUUUGGAAGUGCGAUUUUAAAACAAAUAUUUUUAUAUUGAGGAAUUUAUAUUGGAGAACGUACAAGCAUUUUACUCCAGUAAAUUACUCUUUAUGUAAUUGCUUUUGAAUCAUCUUGACAUAAGCCAAUAACAUAUCGAUUUAAAAUAGAGACAGGAAAAUCAAAGCAAACACCAUCUGGUGUGAAUGUUCGGUACAAAAGUAGUUGCUAUGGCAAUAGGUGUUAUACAAACUCGAAAAUUAAUAAAAAUAUGCACUCCCGUACAAACAUAUACGUGCGUAUUUUGUUUGACUAAAUUUGUGAUGUUUUUAUCGCGUAAAGUUGAUCUGUUUACCUAUGAUUUAAAAUAUUUUAAACAGUUUUGAUCAAAUGAUUAUAUUAACUUAUAUCAGGUUUAAACUAUAAAAUAACGAAAAUGGCUAAUUGUGAUAGUAUUAUUACCCAAGAAAAAAAGAAGCAUAACUAUAGAAGAACAACAGGUGUUAAAAGCAAUCAGGACACAACUUCCAUACCAAUUUACCGUCGCAGACGCGUUGCAAAAACCAAACAUACGCUCAGACCUCACAAUGUUUACAAAUAUCCAUCAGAUUGGAUAACUGAUAAUGACGUCAUUGAACCUGAAGAUGAAUUGCUUUUGAGAAAUAGAACUGAUACAUAUGAACAUGAAAGAAGUAAAAAGCUAAACGAGGAUGGUAGUCUUCAAAAGCAAGCGUUUGAUGAAGUUGAUGCAGAUUCAGGUAUUAUUUUAUCGCGAACAAGAAAACAUGUCUCACGGGAUACGAUGAAAAUAGCUGAUGAGUAUCAGAAAUUGGAAAAACGUUAUAAAAGUGUCCAAGAAGAAUGUCAGAAAUUAAGUAAUAUAUUGGAGCAAAGAGAAUUAGAGUAUAAGAAAGUAUGUUUACAUUAUGAAACGUUGAUACAAAUGAUUCAGGAAUUAGAAGAAGCCAAAGUUUCUCUGGUUCAACACAAUCAAAAACUUGAAAUGGAGAGAGUUCGGUCGAAUGAAGACAUAAUACUUUUAAAGAAUAUUGUUUACCAGUUAAAUACCGAAUUAGAGAGAUAUCAAGACAAAUUAGGAGGUCAAAAGCAUGAAAAUAUUUCUGUACAUGCAGAAAAUGAAAACAAAUAUGAUUCAAGGAUUUGGGGAAGUAUUAAUUUUCAUGCUUUGGGGCCACUUCUAAAUGCUUACCAAGAAAAUUUAUCAGAAAAGCAGGAACUUAUACACAUGUACGAACAGGAAAUGGCUGAGUUUAGUAGUAGAUGUAAGGAAAUUCUUACGGAAAAUGAGAUUAUGCACAGAGAAGUAGAAGGAUUGAAGUCAGAGUGUGAUAGGUAUACAAAGGAAAUAAAAAAGUUGUUUGAAAAUACUAUGUUACUAAAAAAUCAAAAUGAUAUUUUAAAAAAGGAAGCUGCAAGUGUAAAGAGAGAAACUGAUGAUAUUCGUUCAUCGUAUGAGUUAAAAAUGGAAGUAAUUUUAAAGUGUAAUGAAGCAUUAAAAAAGGAAUAUACAACCACAGCAUCCGAACUGAGCAAUUUACGAGGAAAAUACGAAAUUUUAAGUAAAGAAUUUGAAAAAAUGAAGGGUAAAGGAAAUCAAACAGUACCUAUUGCUGUUCAUACUACUGCUAUCGAAGAAUGUAAAACAUUGUUAGAUGAAUUAAAGUAUCAAUAUGAAAGUGAAAAACGUAAUCUCUGCAAUCAUAUAAAACGUAUAGAGGAGAAUCAACCUGAAAACGAAAAACAACUUAUUAUGGUUACAGCUGAAAGAAAUCAUUUAAAGGGUCUUGUAGAAAACCUCGAAACAACCUUAAAACGAACGCAACAUAGAAUUGAACAUAUGCAAACUAUUGUUUAUUCGACUCGAGUUUCACGUAAUUCUCUGAAGGAGAAAUUAAGUAAAGUGACUGCUUAUUGCGAAGAACUGUUUUCCGAGUAUGAAAGAAUUGUUACAGAGAGAGAAAAAUUACUCGCUUUCUUACGCGAAACGGAAAAAGAAAAUGCAGAUAUGGAUCGUCUUGGUAAAAGUAUUAACAGUCGAGUGGAAAGUUUAAAAAGUCAACUAGAAAUUGUUCGAAAAGGUACGAAACAGCAGGUAGAUUCUGUGGAGAAACGUAUAAAAUUACAAGAAGUUCAUGUACGCUUGAUGAAACAUGACUAUCAACGUAAAAUACAAUAUUUAAACGAUAUAAUUAAGCAACAGGAAGAAAUGAUUGAAAAGUUACAGAAAGAGAAGCAUUCUAGUCUAGAUAGUUCAACAAAACGGAUACUUCAGACAACAAAUGAUGAUAACCCAGAGAACUGUAAUACUGGAACAAAAAAUGCAUGAUCUUUGAAUCUAGUUCAUAAAAGGUCUGCAUACUAUAAAGUUCGUGAUAAGAUCGUCCAUAAUAGAUUGGACUUUGAAACUGAUUUUCAACAAAUAUCAUAAUAAGCAUCUAAUUAUGGAAUAGGUGCUACUCGAAAUACCGUCCUCAUAUUUACAAACCGUGUCAGUCGCUUUAUUUAGCGGUGACAUCAAAUGAAGCAAGUGAUUGCGAAGGCUACUGUACUCCACUCUAUGAACUGUCGAUAGCAGUGGAGACUCUAAUAAUCAUAUGGUGAAAAGUUGAUGUCAUCCGUUAUAGGUAUGAUGUCAGAUGCGUUCCAUUCAUUCAUAUGUAAAAUACACCUGUUUUAGCUUUACAUUUUUUUAAAUAGAAUUUAAUAAUAAUCUUGAACAUCGAUAAUGUA
Molecule: messenger RNA, 2873 nt
Organism: Bombus terrestris (buff-tailed bumblebee)
Lineage: Eukaryota; Metazoa; Arthropoda; Insecta; Hymenoptera; Apidae
Product: centrosomal protein of 89 kDa
Exons: 7
Coding region: 559-2469 (636 amino acids)
Biological process (GO): chemical synaptic transmission; mitochondrion organization; cilium assembly
Cellular component (GO): ciliary transition fiber; centriole
Source: RefSeq, a predicted model, not a curated record